This is a messenger RNA of Cynara cardunculus var. scolymus (artichoke), 928 nucleotides long. RefSeq names its product CASP-like protein 4C2. The transcript has 3 exons. NCBI's taxonomy places the organism in Eukaryota, Viridiplantae, Streptophyta, Magnoliopsida, Asterales, Asteraceae. The coding region runs from base 112 to 705 and encodes 197 amino acids. The record is from RefSeq and is a predicted model, not a curated record.
GAAUAUAGAAAUCAUUCUCAUGAUUCAUCCUUUUCAUACCUAUAAUUGAUUUGAACUUGUAGUGGCAUCGCCGACCGCCGCCGUGAACGGUGAAGCAGACGACAGAGUAAAAUGACCCGGACCGCCGGUGUUGAGAGUCCGUCUCCUCGACCUCGAAUCCACCAGACUCAUCCACACGACACGCCCCAUUUCCACUCCACCCUCUCCGAACGCAAGCUCCGCCGUUUCAAUUCGUUGAUUUUCAUAUUCCGUCUCGCUGCCUUUUGCUUUGCUCUUUCCGCCGCUGUAUUCAUGCUCGCCGCCACUAAGUCCGUUUCCCCUCGCUGGUACGACUUCGGUGCCUUCCGGUUCGUUGUUGCAGCAAAUGGAAUAGUUGCUAUAUAUUCAUUGUUCGAAAUGGUUGCUUCUGUUUGGGAAAUUUCUCGAGGUUCCACCAUUUUUCCCGAAUUCUGUCAAGUCUGGUUUGAUUUUGGCCACGAUCAGGUUUUUGCGUACUUGUUGCUGUCGGCGGACUCGGCGGGGACUGAACUGGCGAGACAGCUGAGAGGGAUCGCCACGUGUACGGCUAACAAUGCGUUUUGCAUCCAAUCAGACAUCGCCAUAGCCUUGGGAUUCGCCGGAUUUUUGUUUCUGAUGAUCUCGUCGUUGCUAUCGGGAUUUAGAGUCGUCUGUUUCAUAAUCAACGGCUCCAGAUUUCAUCUGUAGGAUUAUUUCAGGUUGGAGACGCACCUGAUUAUUGUGACUUGUGAGGAAGACUGAUCUGAUAGGGCGUGCCGUGUUUGUCCCCUUCAAUGGUUUUGUUCCACGUGGCGAAGUGUACGAUUUUCCCCAUGCUUCGUGGGUGUUGGAGUCAAAUGAUGUGUUUCUCCGUUUUCAUUUUUUCCAACUCAUUUCAAAUAGAAAAAACCCACCUUUUGCGAAUAAGGAA